Chelmon rostratus (copperband butterflyfish) is the source of this 2216-nucleotide messenger RNA. It is a transcript of the gene rbm39a, whose product is annotated as RNA binding motif protein 39a. The transcript is spliced from 15 exons. Gene Ontology annotation, molecular function: RNA binding. Gene Ontology annotation, cellular component: nucleus. Gene Ontology annotation, biological process: mRNA processing. The record is from RefSeq and is a predicted model, not a curated record. Bases 161 to 1660 code for a protein of 499 amino acids. Lineage: Eukaryota; Metazoa; Chordata; Actinopteri; Chaetodontiformes; Chaetodontidae.
UAGUUCGUUAUCGCGAUAACAGCUGAACUCCCUGCAUGCGCCAUUGAAAGCACGGAGCCGCGUCUUAAGGGCAACGACCGAAAAGCGACCGUUAACCGGACAGAGCGACAGUCUGCUGGUUAUUACCCCCGAGCCGCUGUAUAUUCAGACCAGCAGCAGUAUGGCAGAUGACCUGGACAUCGAGGCGAUGCUGGAGGCGCCAUACAGGAAGGAGGACACCAAGAACCUGAGCCCCAAUGGUCAGGAGGAACGCUCCAAGAGGAAGAAGCGCAGCCGCAGCCGCGACAGGAAGCGCAGCAGGAGUCGAGACAGGAAGAAGAGCCGGAGUCGGGAGCGUAAAGGCAGCCGCAGCAGGGACAAACGACGAAGUCGCAGCAGAGAGCGUCGCAGCAGCAGAGAGAGGGGGGGCCGCUACAGAGACCACCACAAGCACCGUCGGCGGUCAAAAAGUAAGAGUCCAAUCAGGAAGGAGAAGAGUCCCGUCAGACAGCCGAUAGAUAACCUGACUCCAGAGGAGCGUGAUGCUCGGACCGUGUUCUGUAUGCAGCUGGCAGCCAGGAUUCGACCUCGAGACCUGGAGGAGUUCUUCUCUGCUGUGGGGAAGGUCCGCGACGUGAGGAUGAUCUCUGACAGGAACUCCCGCAGGUCAAAGGGCAUCGCCUACAUCGAGUUUGUGGAGGCAAACUCAGUCCCUCUGGCCAUCGGGCUGACAGGGCAAAGGCUGCUGGGAGUUCCCAUCAUCGUCCAGGCCUCACAGGCAGAGAAGAACCGAGCAGCAGCAGCAGCUAACAACCUGCAGAAGGGGACAUCAGGACCGAUGAGGUUGUACGUCGGCUCUCUGCACUUCAACAUCACAGAGGAGAUGCUGAGAGGAAUCUUUGAGCCGUUUGGACGGAUUGAGAGCAUCCAGCUGAUGAUGGACAGUGAGACGGGACGCUCUAAAGGCUACGGCUUCAUCACCUUUGCAGAUGCAGAGUGUGCUAAGAAAGCUCUGGAGCAACUGAACGGCUUUGAGCUGGCAGGUCGACCCAUGAAGGUGGGUCAUGUGACCGAGCGGACAGACGCUUCCACGGCUUCGUCUUUCCUCGACAGCGAUGAGCUCGAACGCACCGGCAUCGACCUCGGAACCACCGGACGACUGCAGCUGAUGGCUCGGCUGGCUGAGGGUACAGGUCUACAGAUCCCUCCUGCAGCUCAGCAGGCUCUGCAGAUGAGUGGAGCGAUCGCUAUUGGAGCCAUGGCUGCUGUGUCAGCUGCCAUGAAUCCAGCCAUGAAUCUCAACAUGAACAUGAACUCAGCAGCUCUGAAUCUUCCCUCUCAGCCGCUCGCCACACACUGUUUCCAGCUGUCCAACAUGUUCAACCCCAACAGUGAGGAGCCUCGUGGUUGGGAGGUGGAUAUCCAGCAUGAUGUCAUCGAGGAAUGUAACAAGCACGGAGGAGUCCUUCACAUCUACGUGGACAAGAACUCCGCUGAGGGAAAUGUCUACGUCAAGUGUCCGUCCAUCCCUGCUGCCAUGGCCGCCGUCAACACUCUGCACGGAAGAUACUUUGCGGGUAAGAUGAUCACGGCGGCGUACGUCCCUCUGCCCACCUACCACAACCUCUUCCCAGAGUCCGCCACUGCCACACAACUGCUGGCCCCGCCCCCGCGACGAUGACUCACAACACUGCCCUCUGAUUGGACACUGGACCUUAGACAGCCCACCCCUGUUUUAUAUCCUCCUCACCUAUUGGUUGACACAGAAGAGUCAGUUUCAUUUCUGUUUAUCAGGUUUGAGGAUGCUCAUGCCUUCCUAGGAUGGCCAAGGUAUGACCCGCCCUACUCUUCCUCUGAUUGGCUAGUACUUGCCAUCGUUUCAUGUGUUAGAUUGGUUUUGGCGUGGGGCGUGAUGAUUGGUGAGUGUUUUGGAAAGGAUGUCAGAGGCAGAGUAGGGCAGGUCAUGCCUUGGCCAUCCUAGGAGAAGACAUAGGGACGCUGAUUGUUUUACUUCCUGUUUGGUUUUGUUAAUUCUCAUUAGCGUUUCUGGGCGUGGCCUCCACCCAGUUCCACCUGUUUAGAGGAUCGUCCCAUGAUUGAGCUCUGUGAGCUGUGAGGAGGCUGGCUGAUGAAGGUGCUGUCAGCUGAUUGUUGUUUUGAAGCCAUUUGGUAUUAAAUGUUUUCUAAUCAAGAAUUUUGAUUUUGUAAAAUCCUUGAUUAAAUUUUAUUUUGAAGUC